UGGUGGCGCGCACAGAGCAGGAUUAACGGAUGCAGCUCGCGAGCUGCGUAAAUAUAUAUAAAUAAAAUAAUUAUAAUCGUUCAUUAAUGCAGAAAUGAGAGUAAAAUCAUCACACCCGGUCGGUUUGAUCAUUGACGUUUAUUAAAUAUCGCUCGUGCGCGCGGGACUGCACGGAUUUGUGGGAUCUACAGGCCUCUAAAGCGGGAUUCGAACCGAUAACGCCAUGGCGUGGCCGUGCAUCAGCCGCGCGUGCUGCCUGGCCCGGUUCUGGUCCCAGCUGGACCAGGCCGACAUCGCGGUGCCUUUGAUCUUCACCAGCUACUCGGACGCGUGCGAGUCGCGCGCUCAGCCCGGACCCACCGCCACCGCGGUCACCGUACAACAGGCGCAGCCCGGAGGCACCGGGAGCGCGCGCGAGCAGCAGGCCCCGUCCCGCGCGGUGGUGCCGGCGGCCUCCGUGAUGCGGCAGGACUUCAAAGCCUGGAAGGUGCGGCGCGAGCCGAGCUGCAAACCCAAGCACGAGUACCACGAGCCCGAGGUGCCGCUGGACACCGAGACGCAGUACCGGAAAGACUUCAAAGCCUGGCCGCUGCCCCGGAGGGACCACCCGUGGAUCCCCAAACCGGGCCGCGCGGAGCCGGACGGCGGCGGGGUGGAGAAGGGUCAGAUCGCCGACCGCGUCCCGGAGAAGGAGAUCCUCAAACUGAGGCACGGGAGGAGCGCGCAGGAGGGGACCGACCGGCACGAGGGGAGAGAGAGAGCGGCGGCGGACGCGCUCAACCGACAGAUCAAAGAGGAUGUGACCACCGGGAGUUCCUACAGGACGGAGUUUAAAGCCUACGCGGACGUGAAACCCGUCAGAAUGAUCCGAGCUAAAUCUCAGUACCAGCCUCCGGACGAGAGGACCAGCCUGGAGACCAGCUACAGCGCCACCUACAGGGGAGAACAAGUCAAACUACGACCCGCGGAUAACAAAGCACUGGAGAGGAGGAGAGUACGAACACUGUACAGCGAACCUCACGUCGACACCACCAAGGUGGACAAAUCCAGUCUUCCACGCUCCAAACCAAAAAAGACGCCCUCGUCGGCCGCGCCCCCCCACGGCAGACCGGCCAGGAAGGCGAGGGAGAAGCAGGGCGCGGGGGGGUCGACACGCGCCUCCAAAAAGAGGAGCUCGGAGAACCAGCGGCCGAGCGACAAGGAGAAAAGCAAAGAGAUGAACAACAAACUGGCCGAGGCAAAAGAGCUCAUGCUAAAACAGCAGCACUACAUUCAGCUCUGCCAACCGAUCCGAGAUAUCGGGUGGGUGCAGACAUUAAAGCAACACCUGUGGCGCUGCGCCAUGCCCGACCCAAGAGACUCUGAGGCCGGACGAGUUAGUGAUUUUUAUACCUCAGGAACAUCUGGAGAGGAACAGGAACCACAGGAUCCACAGGAGCCCCGCAGCAGGUCCGUAGUACGCUUCGCCCCCGACGUCAAAUACUGACCGAGAGAAGAACCUGCUAAAGUUCUGCCCUGAUUCCUCAAUCACAAUAAAAGAUAAUUAAUUUAAAAUCUUAAAUUUAAAACCUCACUGAUGAUCAGGAGAAUCUGAACCCGAGUUCCUCUCGUGUGGUGCUGGAGAAGGAAACACGGCUUCAUCUACACUGCAGGAUUUAAGCUCUGGAACAAGUAGGUGCACUUGUCAUUGGUCUCAGUGCAGGUCCCAAGCCUGGAUAGAAAUAGGAGGGUUGCAUCAGGAAGAGCUUCUGGUGUACAUUUACACUUUCAGCAAAUAGCAGAUGCUUUUAUCCAACGCGAACUUACAGUUAUGUGGUAGUACAUAUUGUCUAAGCAAUUGAAGAUUUAAGGGCCUUGCUCAAGGGCCCAACAGUGGCAACCUGGCAGUGGCGCUAGGCUAUAGCUGCCCAGUGUAAAAAAAAUCUACAUGUGAUAUUUGCUGUUUAGUGUCACUGAAAAGACAAAAAGAUCAGAUUUAUUUCCUGUUUACCUGCAGUGUGGACACUAAAUAUUUCCUCUCAGCUCCAAACAACCUGAACACCCUGAGCAUCCUGCCUAACCCUGAUAUAUAAGAACCUGAGCCAAGCACACACUGUUCCAUGCUGCAGUACUGUAUGUAUAUAUGUAAUAAAUAUAUAAUUAUAUAAUAUUAAUGAUUAAAGCUCCAGAGAUUCACUAUCAGAGGGAUGUAGAGAUUUAUUCAGCACAGACUGUUCCAAUCAAGGUGCUAAAACUUUUAUUCUUUUGUUCCAUGAACUGGCUGUGAAUAUUAUCGAUGCCGUUUGAAAUGCUUCCUUCAUUUUACAGAACCACAGUUCUAUAAAAAUCAUUCUGCAAAUAAAUAUAGUAAAUAUAGCAACCCCCUGUACACGGAUUUCCAGUCUGGCAUAGUUCUAAUAAUAAACAAAAUGAUGAUUUUAAA
This is a messenger RNA of Trichomycterus rosablanca, 2422 nucleotides long. It is a transcript of the gene map6a, whose product is annotated as microtubule-associated protein 6a. Gene Ontology annotation, cellular component: cis-Golgi network; microtubule; Golgi-associated vesicle. The transcript is spliced from 5 exons. Gene Ontology annotation, molecular function: microtubule binding; calmodulin binding. The record is from RefSeq and is a predicted model, not a curated record. Gene Ontology annotation, biological process: microtubule cytoskeleton organization; regulation of microtubule cytoskeleton organization; cytoskeleton-dependent intracellular transport. The coding region runs from base 224 to 1486 and encodes 420 amino acids. NCBI's taxonomy places the organism in Eukaryota, Metazoa, Chordata, Actinopteri, Siluriformes, Trichomycteridae.